Molecule: messenger RNA, 4368 nt
Organism: Osmia bicornis bicornis
Lineage: Eukaryota; Metazoa; Arthropoda; Insecta; Hymenoptera; Megachilidae
Gene: Drep4
Product: DNA fragmentation factor subunit beta
Exons: 6
Coding region: 848-2089 (413 amino acids)
Biological process (GO): apoptotic process; apoptotic DNA fragmentation
Cellular component (GO): cytoplasm; nucleus
Molecular function (GO): DNA endonuclease activity
Source: RefSeq, a predicted model, not a curated record
UAGCAGGCAUUAUAGUGCUUUAUUUUAUAACACUUUAUUCAGCCCACCCUGUAGAAGGAUCCCUAAUAGCGCGAUCUAUUAACGUGUAAAAGCCCAUUAAAAUCAAAGCUCUCCUUAUCAAUGGAGCAAUCACUGUCCAGACCACUCUACUUUACAAUAUCCUGAAAUAAAAUCACUAAACUUCAUUUCUAAAUAAUUUCAAUGAAGGUCGAAGGGGAAAAAGAGCUAACGAUUCGAGUAAUCAUCAUCAUCAUCAUCCUCGCAAGAGGGAUAGAUAAAAACCCGUAGGUUGACGGGUUGCAGGGUAUUAUGGGCAGCGGUAAUACCGCGAGGUGGCGCCAUCUAGGCGGAGAAAUAACUGCAAGAGUGGCUAGCAGUUCGCAGGCGCAUUUCCCGGUGCAUUCUCUGAUUUCAGCCGGACCGAGAAGCGUCAUUCCUUCCCCGUGAUCCGUCGAUGGUAGAACCACUCUUUCUUCUCUUCGCACACCCUUUCUCGUCCUUUUUCCUCGUCGAGUGAAACGUGUGCAGUUGCUUACCAAACGGCAGUCAUCAUCUUUGUAACAGCAACAAGCUUCUUCGAUUUAGUUUUCUUCUUUCCUAUCCAUCUGUCUCGCUCUGUCUCAUUCCUUUCCCCACUCUUCAAGUUCUCCUUCCGUUGGUCGACGUUGACCGAUAAGCGAAGCGUUCCACCACUGUCAGGGUCGAAGAAAGAAGAGGUCGGGGUCCGUGCCAGCUGUUCGCGAGCUCGUGUCCGCUAUUCAACCCGUUCUUGAACUUCGCUCUUCUUGGUCCCUGAUCAUCCACGGACGACACGGUGUCUGGGGCACGGGAUUCCUUGCUGUUCACCAUGUCGCUCAUCGCCGGCUGCUUCCGACGACUGACCGACGCGCCAACCAGAACCGAGUUGAAAGGGUACAAGGUAACGGACGUGAACCGUACACGAAAAUUCGGCGUCGCCUGUAGGAGCCUUCAGGAGCUGAAACGGAAAGCCUGCGCUAAAUUAAACGUGACGAACGAUCUUGCCGAAGUCAACGUUUUCUUGCUAGACGGUUCACUGAUCGACGAAGAGUACUUUUCCACGCUCGAACCUCAGACAACGCUCAUUAUACAGAAGCCUGGUGAGAAGGUUUUAACAGAUGCGGACCUGCUGUACGAUACCUUGAGGCGAGUCAACAUCGAUUUCUUGACUGCCGGUAUCAAGGCGUCCGAGUUCCUCACAGAGCACCUUAAAACCAAGGUCGCUGUUCUAAAUAACGCGUUGAACAAAGACGACUCGAAGACGACGUUCAGCACGAAAGACGAGCAUCCGGAAUGGUUCCGCGGCUUGGAAACCAACUGCACAACCAAAGAAGCGUACAUGCAUCGCAAGUGUCAAGACAGGGUACGCGGCUACCUUUACAAAACGAUCGAUCAGAUCAAAUCAUCGGAGACGUUUGCAAAGGAUCCUCGAGCUAGGAAACAGCUGUUGUACGCGAUAUCUUUCUUUAAAAUGCAGUUGAAAGAGGACCACUAUUUUGGCUACUAUUUCGAUAGAACUCGAGCUAAGAUGGAGUCAUUGAAUAGUGUUGACGAAAGUGAUUCCUCGGUUUGCUACGACCAUUGUCCCUGUAGGCUGAACUGUUUAGACGGCAGCACGUACUUCCGUUUAUUCGGAACAAUGAAUCAAUCCUGCGUGGAUGGCGCGAGAAAGAAGGGUACGCAAACGGAUUCAAAAUCCGACGAGGAACAGGAAGCGGAGAACAAUUGUCCUUACACUGUUAAAAGGAAUGACAGGGUGUCUUGUGUAGCGAUGUGCGAUCGCAAGGGUGAAUUUAGGUGCUGCGGUAUUUGGAACGCGGAGAAGUGUUCGUACGGGGACAGACACAAAAUCAACCCUUACAGAUCGAGGGAAGAGCUUAUACUGUUUUCUACGUGGAAUUUCGAUCAUAAGAUCGAGAGAUCCAGAACCUUGAUACCGCUGCUUUUGAAGUUGUCAUCGCAAGGAAUAGCCAACGAGACGGACAUCCUCGAUAUCUAUGACAAUCUUUUCACUCUAAAGAAUUUGAGGCUGGUGCACAUCGUGUGCCACGAUAAGGGCUCGCACAAAUAAUUUAAUCUAAUUUCAGGCUAAUUUGUUGGGAAGGUGAUAAGAUACGUAGAACGAGCUCUGAACGUAAAUCUAACUGUUCGUAUGAAAACGUACCUACCUACUUGUAAACUGCUGUUGAUAGUUGAUAGAUUUAAACGUUUAUUAAUGUCGUAUCCGAUCGUAAUUCCGUUGCGCCGCAAAAAUCACAAGCAAUAACGAUCGACGAACUAUUUUCUUCUGGCUGGUAGAUCGUAAGUCAUCUUUCCUAGACUACAAUCUUGAGACUUAAUAACGAUACUGCACUAAUGAUUUUUUAAACGUUUAUCUUAUUACCUAACGAUAAAUCUGACUAUAUGCACCGUAACAGUGAAUGUAAAGUAAAAAGAUCACACGAAUUUCUUGAUCUGUUGUUACACUCCUGGUAAGAAUGGUAGCCGUCGAUAAUAUAAACACAGACUUUUAGAGAAUCAUAAACGACAACUUUUUUAACACAUUUUUAACGACUUCUUUACGUAUAACUAUCGAUAUUGUAAACUUUCUAUUGAAAUCUCGCUGAGUACAGCGAAACGAUGUUUAUUCUUCUUCGUGCACAAACAAAAAGGGGACCUCCCUCGCGAGGGAGCCUUGAUUUAUCGUACAGGGUUGGGCGCAAUGGAAUAAUCACGGAUCUAAAGAGAAUUUAUUGAAACGAGUCGAAUAUGCUCGUUGAAAGGACUGUUGCUUAAUUGCUUGGAAUUUUGCAAGAAAGUGAUCUGAAAUCAAAAAGACAGUCCUCACUUUUGGACGGGUUAGAGAUUAUCUUUAGAAAGUGUACUCUCUAGGAUUCGAGUAUCUUUCGAAUAUUUUUCAUUCGACUGGUCGAUCAAUGACAAAACCGAAGUUCUGAUAUACAUAUACAUAUAUUAUACAUAUUCGUUACUAAAUUUAGAAGAUAUAUAUAUAUAUAUAUAUAUAUAUACUACACAUAUAUUUGUAUGGGCCCGUGUACAUGAUAAAACCAUUGUACAUCACAGAUCAAUACUUAACAAUAAAAGAGUAGCAACAAUGUUACAAUAAAUUUUUUGCUGUAGCUUGGCAAAUAAAUAAAAUAAAUUUCAGGAAACAAUUUGUUUGCCUUAAACAAUUCAAAUAUUAUAAAUAUGUUCAGGAUAUUGAAUAUUGAUCUGUGAUAUACAACUGGUUCAUCCUAUACACGUAUACAUACGAAAUAUGAAUAUGAAAAAUGAUAAAAACAUUUUAGAGUCCUGUGUGAUAUACCCGAAGCGGUGCUUCUUCCGGACAAAUAAAAAGCACGAGGCAAAUCAAACGGAAGGAUUCGAUUCGAAUUGUAUCUUUUUGAUAAUUCUUCUUUUGAUAUGAUUUCCACUACUUGUUUCAUCAGGAAACAAAAGUAUCGUCAAUUCGAAUCACUCUUUUUAUAAAAUCCGAAUCGAUGACGAUGAUAAAUAACGGGGAAUAAUUACGGCUAAUGAUUUAGUGAAUUUCAGUUGAAAUAUCGCCAGUGUUCUGUUCGAUGUUUGGUUGGUGCGAUUUCUUCGUCACGAACGUGUCGAAAAUUGCUGGGCUGUAGAUUUCUUUGUACACGCGAACAAGUCGUUUCUUGUCUUUGACGAGUCGUCGAGUUGCUGCUAUUUCGUAUACAAAGUAUGUAUGUAGUAUGCAAGAUUUUCGUGCUUUAGUUUGCAAGCUUUGUUACAUUUAUUUUUCAAAAAAAGUAACAUGAAAUUGUUCAAGUGAAACAGUGGAAUCAAUAAUUUCACAAAGAAUAUUAGUUUCGUUUCAAAAUUUUCAGUAUAUGUACUCCACGGAAAAACCUCAGAGCUUUAUUGAUUUUUAAUGCUCAGUUCGAAGUUACUUUAAUUAAAUAAAGUUAGUCAACUCUAACAACUCGAAACACUCGUAAAUAAAAUUCACUCGUGUGUCGAAAUGUAAUAUAUAUUAUAAGGGUGUCUUUGAAAUGGAGUUACAACAUUUAUAAACGUUAAAAAAGGUUUUGAUUGAUGGAAAAAACGUCAGUAAACGUCAUGAUAACCUUUCAAAGAUACUCUGCAUAUUAUCGUGAUAAGCUCGAACCAAAACAGAAAAGAAUAUUUUUGUGAAAAAUACCGCGUCCAAAGAAACCUGAUAAUGUAUCUCGAUCGACGCGCCACGCAAAGUAAAACUUAAGAAAAAAGAAAUUGCAAUACAUCUUCGUAGGCUAUAUGUAAGCAUACUUAUUUUUCAAUGUAAAACGACUGUGUAGCACUACUCUAGGCAAAUAUACAUCUAUUUUAGGUACGAGAGAUUGAGAGAGAAAGAGA